Messenger RNA from Musca domestica (house fly), 840 nucleotides. It is a transcript of the gene EMC10, whose product is annotated as ER membrane protein complex subunit 10. The coding region runs from base 106 to 780 and encodes 224 amino acids. Gene Ontology annotation, cellular component: EMC complex. NCBI's taxonomy places the organism in Eukaryota, Metazoa, Arthropoda, Insecta, Diptera, Muscidae. The transcript has 4 exons. The record is from RefSeq and is a predicted model, not a curated record.
AAAAAGUAUCGAUACUAUCGGUAUUGCCAUCGAGUGUGUGUCAAGUCUUUUGUCAAUUGCCUUUCUUCUAUGCUAACCAAUUGUUUAAAGUGACUUCGAAUCGAUAUGGGUUCAUACAUAAAUUUAGUGUUUUUGUUAGCUACUUUUUCUGCUGUUCAUUCCUAUAUAGAAUAUGAUGCUUGGAUUAAUGUGGAACUUCACCAUGCACUUGACAGCGAUGACCCGGAUAUCUUUAAAUAUAGAGCAAAUAUUACAAUACCCAGUCUAAAUUCAGGUUUGUCAAAUGUAGUUCAAGAAGAUUUGUCCAACGAGGAUGUAGAGAAGAUCAAGUCUCUUGCAGUAAAAAAUGGAUUUUAUCGUAUGAAAGCAAUCGUUGAAUAUCCCAAUGGUGUAAAAAGAACUUUUUCAACUGCAAACAAGGCUUGCAGUAUUUUGAGCGCACAGCUUAAUGACGAACUUUGGAUUGCAAUUGAUGGUAGUGGUUUCGUUAAUGCAAUCACUCUGUCGACCUCAGGAGUGGAUAUAAAUGAAUGUUCAUUAUUUGACUUUAGUUUAUCAACAAGACAAUAUAACACUGAAGUUCUGAUAAAACAUACCGAAUUGGCUCCGGUUGCGGAUACGGCUUCAUUCAUUCAAAAAAUUGAACGUGAACGUGAAGCUAGGGAACGAGGUGAAGUAAAGGAUAAUCGUGGCUUCUUCGCGAAAUACUGGAUUUACAUCGUACCUGUUGUAAUACUACUAUUUGUGUCGGGCGCAGCAAAUCCUGAUCAGCAGAAGUAAAAUUCACAUCAAAAUUAAAAUAUCCUGUAAUAGUUAAAAUAAAUUUCGUUAGCACUAAAA